Molecule: messenger RNA, 4726 nt
Organism: Haemorhous mexicanus (house finch)
Lineage: Eukaryota; Metazoa; Chordata; Aves; Passeriformes; Fringillidae
Gene: STEAP1
Product: STEAP family member 1
Exons: 5
Coding region: 1166-2194 (342 amino acids)
Cellular component (GO): plasma membrane; endosome
Source: RefSeq, a predicted model, not a curated record
CAUAUUAUGAGUUCCUUAAAAAUAGGUGUGGAAUUCACUGUAUUUGUUAUUCGGUUUUUUACAGGUAAGCUCACCCUACUAAGUUCUAUUUGUAAACUGUUCUUUGAAUUGUAACAGCUAGAAAUUAUGUCUAUUGAAACAUGUAGAAGUAGAAAUUCUAAAAUCUGAAGCUUUGUGAAGAUACAUGAUACCACAAAACUUUUGAUAAAAUCACCAGAACUAGCCCUAGGAAUAGGGGAAAAAACCAGAAGUGUGCCUUCAUGAGUCCAUGCUUUCUUGUGUGCAGGAUAUACAAAGGAUAACCUUUUCCUACACCAUUAGCUGGUGUAGGAAUGGCUUAACAGCCUGACCUUCAAACAGAACUGUUGUUGACCCUCCUCUGCAACACUUGUCUGAAAGGUUAUGCUCAAAGGGAGAGCUGACUACCAGGAGAGAAAAAUCCAAAGAGAAAUUCUGAGGAAAAAAGCACUUCCAAAAAAAUACUUCAGGUUCAGCUGUCUGGUGGCCUUGCAGAGAGCAAACCCUCAUAGCAGACAGUAAAGGACUGUAAGAAGACUGUAAGACUCAUCCACUGAAGGAACCAGACUCAGUAAAAGAAGGAGAAUUGUCAAGGUCUAAUUUCUCCACAUAAUUUCCCAAGAGAUUUAUGGAUAUAAAAGAAUCAGUAGUUAGAAAAACAGUUUAAUAUCUAGUAAUUCAGCUGUUCAGUAGGAAAGUACAUGGAAGAACCACCUAGUAAUUUUCUUAAAGGUUGACACAGAAAGUUACCCUGUGCUAUGGCACUCUGAGCUUCCAGUAGUAUGGUGCCAGGGCCUCUCCUCCUGCAGUGUGCCACAGUGUGACACACACCUGGCAAGUCCUUGUUGGAAGGUCCUUGCAGGCCCUGUAGUUAUUUUAUGCUCUUCAAAAUCCUGUCUUUCCUGCUAUCCUGGGAUUUUCAGAAACAUCUCUUUCAGUUUAUCAGUUCUCUUCCUUUUUUCUUCUUUUUCUGUCAUCUGAUUUUUUUGUCAUUCCUAAUAGCUUAGAACCUUUUCUGCUGCUGCUUGUGGUGAUGAGUAUUGCCAAAAUGCCUGGGAACAGCGUGAGCAAAGCUACAGUUUCUUGACAGUCUUGGAGGGAGAAUACAACUCUAAAGCCCCAGAGUGACUGUCAGGGAGUUUCCACAAUGGAGAAGAGGGAAGGUGGUAAUCGUGCAAUUGAUCAGAAUGCAGGUCAGAACAUCAUGCCAAGAAGAAAUACAGGAAAUCUUAACUACUUGAAUGUGGAUAUGCAGGUUGCCAAUCCAUCAGAAGCAGCUGCACUUUUUGAUUUACAUCAAGCACACCAUUUUGGUGAGUUUGAACACUCUUCAGAACAGCACUGCAAGCAGGAUCUGUUCCCUAAGUGGCACUUGCCAAUGAAGAUAGCAUCUGUGAUCUCAUUAAUAACAUUUAUUUACACUUCCAUGAGAGAUGUCAUAUAUCCUUUUACAACCAAAAAGGAAAACGUUUUCUAUAAAAUUCCAAUCCUUGUCAUUAACAAAGUUUUACCAGUGACUUCAAUUACCCUUUUAGCACUAGUGUAUUUACCAGGAAUAUUAGCUGCUAGUUUCCAGCUGUACUUUGGCACCAAGUAUAAAAGGUUUCCCCAGUGGCUGGAUAGAUGGAUGUUAUCAAGGAAACAAUUUGGACUUCUCAGUUUCUUCUUCGCUACAUUGCACGCCUGCUAUAGCCUGUGCUAUCCAAUGAGAAGAUCGUACAGAUACAAGCUGCUGAACUGGGCAUUCCAGCAGGUCAAACAAAAAAAGGAAAAUGCCUGGAUUGAACAUGAUGUUUGGAGAAUGGAGAUUUAUGUGUCUCUAGGAAUUCUGGGACUUGCUUUGCUGGCCCUGUUGGCAAUAACAUCAAUUCCAUCUGUCAGUCUCUCUUUGACUUGGAGAGAGUUCCACUACAUUCAGAGCAAUAUGGGAUAUUUAGCCCUGCUGCUAUGCACUGUUCAUGCACUGGUGUUUGCUUGGAAUAAGUGGGUUGAUGCUAACCAAUUCAUCUGGUAUACGCCACCUUCAUUUAUGGUUGCAGUUUUUCUUCCUAUUGUAGUUCUGCUCUGUAAAUGCAUACUGCUCCUUCCAUGUUUUAGGAAGAGGAUAAGAAAAAUCAGAAGUGGUUGGGAAGCUAAGGCACAAGCCAAUCAAACCAGCAUAACUUCCAGACUGUAGAUCAAAUAUGGACAUUUCCUAUCUAUGUAUCUAAAUAUGCUCAAAGCCAUGAAAUUUUCACUCAUGAGUUCUGUUUUCACAUUCAUUAUAGAUGUUUCUUUCUCACUUUUUUUUUUACUUCAGGAGUAUGAGAUACUUGAUACAACUUAAUUUUGUUGGUUUCAAAGGCAAAAAAAGAAAACAUCUAUUUUACACUUUAAUCUAUUCAGUGUUUUGGUAUUUGAUGAUUUCUUUAUUCUGACUCACUGCUUUUAAAAUCCAAGUGUUUCAUUGUCUCAAUCCCAGUUUUUUUUUUGUAUGCAAAAACAAACAUAAGUUAUUUCUUCAGAUGACCACAGAAAGUAAAAAAAUUAUUACACCACAGAGCCCAGGAAUGCUUGCUGCUUCGCAAAGUCAUGUGUGUACCUUCAUUAGAUCUCAGAAUUAUAAUGGGACAAAAACUAGAGUAUUUAUCAUCCCAUUGCCUCUUAGCACCUGCAGCCUGUGUUUCAUUCUGCAAAGUGGGGACCUUGGCUUAUGAACCAGACAGAAACUGUGUAUUUCUGCCAGGUCUUGAACGUACACAACUGAGCAAGCAGAAUUACAGGGAUCUUUACAAGGUAAAUAUCUCCUGAGGCUUGGGCACAGUCUAAAAAAAGAGUUUUUAGACUCAGAUUUCCAUCUUAUCCAGGACUAGGUGUGUCUCUGUUUACUUGAAACGAUAAAACACUUCCCAUUUUUUAUUCCAUGAACACAUUCUUUUGUUUCUGAUGCUGGAAAUUUUCCAUGCUUUUGAGCUGAGCCUGCAGCCCUUGACAUGUGCUAAACUUUAUUUGCACAAAUUAUUCCAGUGGGAUAAAUCCAUCAGGUAAAUGUGUUUUUUUGUUUACUCUAGGGCCAACAAUUGUGUGACUGGAAGAAAAACAUUAAAAAUAGACAUUUGAAUCUUGCCAAUGGUUUGGUGAGAUUGUCAUGCUAAAUGGUUUCCAAAUGCAUUUGCUUUUACAGAAAUUUUCCUAAUAACUUUAAUAAGCUCAUUAAAUCCUACUUUCCUUACAUUGCAUAGGUCUGUAUGAAGUUUUUAAGUGAAUAAUUCAUUUGUUAGUAUCUGUUUUGAAAUAUGUUAUUCAGUAGUAAAUAUUUCCCAACAUCAGGAAUAUUUCUGCCAGUCUGCCUGCAGGAGUUGACUAGGACAUGGACUGUUGGCGGCGCCUAUUGCUGGAAUCCUCUGAAUGAGAACUGUAAUUGGUAAUGGCUCUGGUAUUAAAACAAACAGGAAAACAACAUAUGCCUAAAAAAAAUGUAAUACACAGUGCUAAUGAAUCUGUUGUCUUUUUCUGGACUUUUACAUGGAGCAUAAAUAACAGACAAAUUAAAUAGCUACAGGGAUGUUAUAUUUUGUAUUUUCUGGGUUGUUACCAUUCAAUUAUUGCAACUUAAAAGUUGGCCUUUUUUAAAUUUGCAUGUAAUGUAAUAUGUGAAAGUAACUGGGGACAUGGUGUCCUAUGUAAUAUAGACUGAAAUCUGUGGCAUUAUGUAUCAAACCAGUAAUGUAUGGCAGAGGCCAAAACCUUACAAUACAGGAAGCUGCAAUGUUAAUCUAAGAAGUUUCUAACAGAGUAGGAAAAGUAUGGUGCUCAAUGCAUUUUCAUUUAUAUUUCCAUGAAUGAAAUAUAUCUUUAAUAAGCUCUAUGCACUUGUUACAGAAGUAGUCUAAGACAGCAUAACUUUAUUCAUUUCAAGUAGUUAAUAUGGUUUGAAUUGAUAACAUAAAUUACAGGGGCAAACCAAUUUCAAGAUGAUUACAUACUAUCCAAACUGACCUUUUAUGCUCAUCAUUCAGCUGGGGACAUUAAGCACACUUCAGACUUUUCUCUCUAGCAUUGCCCAGAGGCAAACCCAGAAGUGUCUUCAACGACAUGAAAUUUACAUACAGUCUACAAAAGCUAUUCCAAAAGUCACACAUGACAUCCAAACAUUCAAGCAUGUUUUUCCCUACUGAUAGUUUCAAGUAGAAGCCAGGUUUUCUGUGUCACAUCUAGCCAUUUCUCUAGAAACUACCAUUGAAUGCUUACAGCCAGAACUUGAGAUUUCAUGGUGGGUCUUAAUAACUCACUUCCCAGUGUGCAGGCUGCUCAGGGAAGUGGUUGACUCACUAUCCCUGGAGGUAUUUAAAAGACAUGUAGAUGUGGUAUUUAGGGACAUGUUCUCAUGGUAGGCUUGGCAGUGUUAGAUUUAUGGUUGGACUCAGUGUAAAUUAUUCUGUGAUUUGCUUUUUAGACAUUCAGAUACAGCAGUGAGGGAGAUCUAUAUGCUAUUGACAGUAUUUAAUUUCUCAGUUUGUGGCAGACAUGGUCUAGUUCAAUACUGGUGAAUCUACAUUCAUAUAUACCUUUAUGUUUAUGUACCUCUUUGAAAUUGAGUGUAUUAAUAGGCCUAUAUACUCUUAUAAUACAUUAAUUGAAUGUGUGUGCACAUUUUAGGCACUUAUUUGUAUAACACUAAUCAGUUUUAUAAAACUGUGCAUCAUUAAAUGCUUCAGUGUAUGCUGUA